Molecule: messenger RNA, 2057 nt
Organism: Acinonyx jubatus (cheetah)
Lineage: Eukaryota; Metazoa; Chordata; Mammalia; Carnivora; Felidae
Gene: TM4SF19
Product: transmembrane 4 L six family member 19
Exons: 5
Coding region: 477-1106 (209 amino acids)
Cellular component (GO): membrane
Source: RefSeq, a predicted model, not a curated record
CAAAGAGCCCCAAUUCUGCAAUGAGUGAAAGAUAAGGGCUGCUAGUAUGUGAAAAAGUAUUGCUGCUUGAGCAAGACGGGAGGAUAAGGUAUUUCUCACGGGUUCUUGUCUGACUCAUUGAGACACUUUAGCUCACGAGGCCAUGGCUCCUGGUUCCUUCCUUAAGGUCACAUGAGAAUGAGUAGAGGGUGGGUCAUCAGGAGAGGGCUCACCAAGAAGAGAAAACUCCUUCAAUGGAGGCCUGUGGGCAGUGGUGUGGGGGCGCAUGCACACUCACAGACUCGCUUGCCUGGGUGACCUCUCCAUAUAUACAGAGCCACCCUGCCCUCUUGGAGGGUCCUGAAACGGGAGCCUCUGGCCUGCCCUGCAGGAGUCACAGUCCCAGCCGGGGCUGUGGGAGCACAGGCCUACGUUGAAGACAGAGCCCUUCUCCAGCUUCUUUGUCUCCCAUCCUGAUUCUUGCCACUGGAUGCAGGAUGCUGUCCUCUCCUGGUGUGAUGGCAUGCUCACGGACCUGCUCCCGCAUCCUGGGGCUGAGCCUCGGGACCACUGCCCUGUUUGCUGCUGGAGCCAACACAGUGCUCCUCUUUCCUAACUGGGAUGUGAGCUACCUGUUGAGAGGCCUCAUUGGCAAGCAAGCCAUGCUGGGCUCUGGGCUCUGGGGAGGAGGCCUCAUGGUACUCAUUGCAGCUACCCUCAUCUCCUUGACGGGCUGGAGAUAUGGCUGCUUCAGUGAAAGUGGGCCCUGUCAAAGUAUGCUCACUGCUCUGCUGUCCAGUAGCCUGGCUUUUCUAGGAGCCUUGAUUUGCUUUAUCACUUCUGGUGUAGCCCUGAAAGAUGGCCCUUUAUGCAUGUUCGAUGCCUCAUCCUUCAAUCAGAUGCAAGCUUGGAAAUAUGGUUACCCAUUCAAAGACUUGCAUAACAGGAAUUAUUUGUAUGACCGUUCACUCUGGAACUCUGUCUGCCUGGAGCCUUCUAAAGCCGUCAUCUGGCACGUGUCCUUCUUCUCCAUCCUUCUGUGCGUCAGCCUCCUCCAGAUUCUCCUGGUGGUCAUUCAUUUCAUCAACAGCUUCUUGGGACUUUUCUGCAGCCUCUGUGAGAAGUGAUAGGUAAAUGCCCUUUCAUGCGAGAGAGUUUUCCUCAGAAACUGUCUUGAAUCCCUUCUGUAAGAAGUGGGUAUGGAUUGUAAACAAACUUCCUUUUUAGGUCUGCCUGUAACCAUGAUUCCUUGAGCAUAGGCUGAAUGAUAUUGGUGAAUUUUGAAUCACAUUGUAAACUGCAAGUCAUUAUUAUUGUGUAGGAACUUAUGGUUCAUAAAAUGUCUUCCAGCCAUGGCCUCAUUUCAGCCUCUCAACAACCCUGUAAAAUUGGUCGCAGGUCACAGAUAUAGCAGUUGAAGUUCCUAGAACAUAACGGACUUGAUGCCUAAAAGCUCUCACCUGGGUUCAGGUAAAGUUAGUACUUGAGCUCUUAUCUUCUAAAUUCAAGUUCACCAGUUGUUAUGCACUGAACUGUGUGUCCCCAAAAUUCAUAGGUUGAAGCCCUCACCCCCCCAUGUGACAAUAUUUGUAGAUAGAACCUUUAAGAAGCUAAUUAAGGUUAAAUGAAGCCAUAAAGGUAGGACCCUAAUCCAGUAGGACUAGCAUCUUUUUUUUUUCUAAAUGCUUAUUUAUUUUUGAAAGAGGGAGAGAGACAGAGCGCAAGCAGGGGAGGGACAGAGAGAGGAAGACACAGAAUCCGAAACAGGGUCCAGGCUCUGAGCGGUCAGCACAGAGCCUGAUGUGGGGCUCAAACCGACGAACCGUGAGAUCGUGACCUGAGUUGAAGUCAUAUGCUCAACCGACUGAGCCACGGAGGUGCCCAGGACUGGCAUCUUUUUAUAAGAGGAGGAUGAGAUUCCAAAUCUCUCUCUCCACACAAGCACAGAAGAAAAGGCCAUGUGAGGACACAGCCAGAAGGUGGCCAUCUGCAAGCCAACAAGAGAGGCCUCAAUAGAAACCAACCUUGUUGGUACCUUAAUGUUGGACUUCCAGCCUCCAGAAAAUAAAUGUCUGUUG